Messenger RNA from Polypterus senegalus (gray bichir), 1933 nucleotides. RefSeq names its product cysteine and histidine-rich domain-containing protein 1-like. Bases 183 to 1190 code for a protein of 335 amino acids. The record is from RefSeq and is a predicted model, not a curated record. Lineage: Eukaryota; Metazoa; Chordata; Cladistia; Polypteriformes; Polypteridae. The transcript is spliced from 11 exons.
CGGACCAAUUGGAUGGGGGAAGAGAGACUGAGAGGCAGUUUUGUUUGACCUCGUUGGUUACCGGCAGGUCGUUUGCAGGGAACGUGGUUUACAAAUCUCUGCAAACGUGUGUCUGCACUUUAAAAAUAAUUGAACUUGUAUAUACUUUUUUGUGUUGUAUACGUAUCCGGUUAAUCAGAACUAUGUCUUUGCUUUGUUACAACAAAGGCUGCGGGCAGCGCUUUGAUCCAGAAAAGAACAUGGAAGAUGCUUGCACAUAUCAUCCUGGUGUUCCUGUUUUUCAUGAUGCUUUGAAGGGUUGGUCAUGUUGCAAAAGGCGGACAACUGACUUCUCAGACUUCUUGGGUAUAGUGGGCUGUACCAAAGGUCAACACAGCAAUGAAAAACCACCUGAACCCAUCAAACCAGAAGUUAAAAUGUCCAACGAUAAAAAAGACUUAGCUGAAGAUUUAAAACCAAAAUUUAAUGAGUAUGUUAUCCAGGCACCAAAACCUAUUGAAUUAAUUCAGCGACCAAGCCCUGAUGAGCCAAUAACAAGGCUCACACAAAAAGUUUCUGCUUCUCUACGGCAGGCCUUGGAGAAGUUAACUACUCAGAGUGGAGCAGAAAAAAAUAGUGAAGAGAGUGAUGAAAUAAAAAUUGGAACAUCCUGUAAAAAUGGAGGUUGUACAAAGACAUUUGAUGGACCACAGAGCAAUGAGGAAAUAUGUCAGUUUCAUGUUGGUGUUCCUAUAUUUCAUGAGGGAAUGAAGUACUGGAGCUGCUGUAAGCGAAAGACCUCUGAUUUUAAUAGUUUCCUUUCUCAGGAAGGCUGUACGAAAGGAAGCCACUUGUGGAGAAAGAAUGAUACAGGAAAGAAAGUAGUGCCCUGUAGAUUUGAUUGGCAUCAGACAGGAGGGCAGGUUAUCAUUUCAAUCUAUGCCAAAAAUUCUGUUCCAGAUCUAAGCUAUGUGGAUGCAAACAGCACAAUUCUAAAUAUUCAUAUAAUAUUCGAAGGAGACAAAGAAUUUGAACAGAAAAUUAACUUGUGGGGUGUCAUUGAUGUUACCAAGAGCUGUAUGAUGAUGACAGCCACAAAAAUUGAAAUUACCAUGAAGAAAUCUGAACCAAUGUCCUGGGCCCGAUUGGAUCUACCUCCACCUAAGUUGCCAGUUGUGAAAGAGUCAACAGGUGCAGACGAGAGCUGCUGAAAUGGUUAAUCAUAGACUAUCAUUUAUUUUACUGAAUUGUAGGACCACUUAUUUUCUACAGUGGGGUGACGAUGAUCUCCUCACUCAAAUUACUGUGGUGGGUUAAGUCGCAUUUAACACCACUGUGAUAUGUUUCAAAUAUUUAAUUGGGUUCAGGAAGAACGUGAAUUAACAUUUACUUAAUAUUACCCAAAUAUUUUAAGGACAUUGCAAAAAAGAUGUACUGUAUUUUGAAUAUUCCACAGAAAAAAUUGUCCAGUUAUUUUAUAAAUAUAGUUAAUACUUUAUAUUACUUGUUUCUGUAUUCGAAACAUUUUACUGCUUUUUUGCAUGCAUAUAUGACUGACUUAUUCCAGGAGCUCAUCUCUUUUUUUCUCAAAACUAAAUUCUGUUAAUAUACUUGGUUCCAAGUAUCUCUUUUUAAAGAAUAUAAUAAUUAAUAAUUCUAUAGCUAAAUAUUGCAACAUGCACCUUUACCGGUACAUGAAAACUCUUUGAACGAUGAGCAGACGUUAUCCUUUGCACAUUAAAACGUAAAUUUUGGGAACACGAAUUUGACUUUCACAAGUUCUUUUCCAAUGUUGUUUGUUUAGUGUGUUGGCUUUGCUCGAGCUACUUUGCUUGCCUCUUAAGUGGCAUAGUUCUAAAAUGCCACUCUUAAGUUAAGAAUUCUUCUCCUGUUUUAUAACUGAUAUUGUUUGAAAAAACAAACUUAAAUGGAAUAAAGUUUCCCUCUGCUUAUA